Messenger RNA from Panicum hallii, 402 nucleotides. Its product is annotated as nucleolin-like. The transcript has a single exon. NCBI's taxonomy places the organism in Eukaryota, Viridiplantae, Streptophyta, Magnoliopsida, Poales, Poaceae. The coding region runs from base 1 to 402 and encodes 133 amino acids. The record is from RefSeq and is a predicted model, not a curated record.
AUGGCUUCAUAUGAAGAUCUCGCUCCUCUGUAUUGGGAUGCAGAGGAGUGGGACUACAGUACCUGGUCAGAGGAUGACAACCCCCUGACCGAUGAUGAAGACCUCCAGAUCCUUCUUCACGGGGUUCUAGACGAAGACGACGACGACUCCUGGGAUGGCGACUUCUUUUCUUCCUCGGAAGAAGAUACCCAGAUUAUUUCUUCGGACGGUGAUUCAGCAGCGAGAAGAUACCUCUGCGGCGGAUCGUCGUCUUCAGAGGACGACAAAGACUCCAGAGACGACGCCAGUCGUGGCAGUGAUGAUGGCGACGACAGCAGCAGCACUGGCGACGGCGAUGACGACGACUCCAGUGUUUCCCCCCCGUAUAAGCGCCACAUAACCCUAGGGGCUUACUGGUGGUAG